GAUCACUGAGAAACCCACAUAAGCAUACGCACAAUCCUGCUUCUCGGGCGCUGGUUUUUGUGUUCCAAUAUCUGUCUCCUAAUCUCAAUCGCCUCGACAUGCACAAGUUGAACUCUUUCUCAGUUGAUCAGUUAAAGCAUUAGUCCCUUCCUCUUCUAGAUUUCGUCAUGGACUCAUCACACAAGUACAAUAGUUCUCUUGAUCAAAAUUUUGACGAGAUAAACUCUAACUUGGACACUCAUUGUUCUCCUGUACAAGCAUCGCUGUCUUCUAUGGAAACCCAGCACAUUCACCCUAGAAAGUACCAAUUAGAAGUGUUUGAAGUAGCAAGAAAACAGAACACAAUAGCAGUGUUGGAGACUGGUUCUGGUAAAACCUUCAUUGCUGUUAUGCUUAUAAAUGACAUUGGCCAGUCUAUCAAGUAUAGUGGCGUGAAAAAAUUGAUUAUUUUCUUAGCUCCGACUGUUCAUCUUCAAUUUAAGAUUAUAAAAGAUCUUACAAAUUUUGACGUCGAAGAAUACUACGGGGCUAAAGGAGUUGAUACAUGGAAUUUAGAGAGAUGGGAGAAGGAGAUCAAUGACCAUGAUGUACUGAUUAUGACACCCCAGAUUCUUUUGGAUGCCUUGAGAAAGGCAUUCAUCAAUAUAGAAACAGUAUGCUUGAUAAUCAUUGAUGAAUGUCACAGAGCAACUGGCAAUCACCCCUAUGCAAAAAUAAUGAAGGAAUUCUAUCACAAGGCUAAUGUGAAGCCAAAAAUCUUUGGGAUGACAGCAUCACCGGUAAUUAAAAAAGGUGUUUCCUCUACUAUGGAUUGCAAGGGUCAGAUAUCAGAGCUUGAAAAUAUCCUCGAGUCUGAGAUAUAUACAAUUGAAGACAGAACAGAGAUGGAUGCUUGUAUCCCUUCUGCAAAAGAGAGCUGUAGAUACUAUGAUCAAGCUCAACCUGCUGCUAUGAGUUUGAAAUCAAAGAUUGAAGCCUUGUGGUCUGAGUCUGAUAUCUUCUUGUCAGAACUACAGAAGUCAUUGGAAGGUAACUACAAAGAUGUGGAUGAUAAAUUUAAGGGCCUCCAUAAGCGAAUGUCCAACGACCUUGCCAAAAUAUUGUAUUGCCUUGAAGAUCUUGGACUUCUAUGUACUUAUGAGGCUGUCCAAAUAUCUCUUGAGAAAUUCCACAGCAUAGAGGACGAGCAUGAAGCAUACCGUAAAGGUUUUUUGCAUUGCAAAUAUUUCCUUGAAAACGUGAUGCAAAUAGUUGGGGAAUCUCUUCCUCUGGCUGACAAAAGCCCUUUGGAGGUAGGAUUUGACUAUACAGGAGCAGUAACUUUGGGUUACAUAUCUCCAAAAUUACAUGAACUUAUUCAAAUCUUCCAAUCCUUUGGAAAAUCUAGUCAUGUGUCAUGCCUUAUUUUUGUUGAGAGGAUAAUCACAGCUAAGGUGAUUGAAAGGUUUGUAAGAAAAGUUUCGCAGUUAUCUCAUUUCGCAGUUUCAUAUGUAACUGGAAGCAAUACAUCAAAUGAUUCACUGGCAUUAAAGAGGCAGAAGGAAACAUUGGAUUCAUUUCGCACAGGAAAGGUCAAUCUAUUAUUUACCACUGACGUAAUUGAGGAAGGAAUCCAUGUCCCCGGCUGCUCUUCUGUUAUACGUUUUGAUCUACCAAAAACAAUUCGUAGUUAUGUCCAAUCGAGGGGACGGGCUAGGCAGGCCAACUCUCAGUUUAUUAUGAUGUUGGAAAGGGGAAACUCGAAGCAUAUAAGUCAACUGUUUGACAUAAUCAAGAGUGAGCGUUUCAUGACCGAUGACUCUCUUAAUAGUGGCUUCAGCAUUUUCACCCCAAGGGCUUGUACAGUAGAAGAAGCAAUCACAUACUCUGUGGAUUCUACUGGAGCAUCGGUCACGUCAGAUUCUAGUGUUACUCUCAUUCAUCAAUACUGUGGAAAGCUCAAAGGAGAUAUGUACUUCAAUCCAAAGCCAAUUUUUGAGAGUUUUGACGUGGAAGGUGGUUACCAGUGCAAGUUGUCAUUGCCUCCUAAUGCAGCUUUUCAAACUAUAGUUGGUCCCUUAGGCAGAAAUGCUCAUUUGGCAAAACAGCUUGUAUGUUUAGAAGCAUGUAAGAAGCUCCAUAAAAUGGGUGCUUUGGAUGAUCAUCUUCGCCCGUCAGUUGAAGAACCUCUGGUACAGGUUCAAACUGUAAAAAGCAAGAAAACAAGUUCAGGUGCAGGAACUACAAAAAGGAAGGAGUUGCAUGGCUCAGCUAGCAUUCGUGCUUUAUGUGGGACUUGGAAAGAUAAACUUGAUGGAGCCAUAUUUCAUGCCUAUACGUUUGAUUUCACCUGUAAUGUUCUUCAUGAUAUGUACUCUGGAUUUGUUCUGCUGAUUGAGUCAAAGCUUGAUGAUGAUGUUGGAAAUUUUGAAUUAGAACUCUACUUGAUCUCAAAGAUUGUGAAGACUUCAGUCUCAUCAUGUGGCCAAGUGCAUUUGGAUGCUGAACAGAUGAAGAAUGCAAAAUCUUUUCAUGAACUUCUUUACAAUGGUGUUUUUGGGAGAUUAGUUUUUCGGUCCAAAGAAGGAGGAGGAAGGAAAUUUCUUCUUCAGGAUGAAACGUCGUCAUUGUGGACUCCAUCAAACUUAUAUUUGCUUCUACCUCUUGAAAAAGAUGGUAUUGAUGAGGAAUCUUUGAAAAUCAACUGGGCAGGAAUCAAUUCUUGUGCUUCUGCUAUUGAAUUUAUGCGGAAAAGGUGUUCUCUGGGCAUUGACCAUUGCAAUGAUUACAGAAAAAACUUACCAUCCCAUGAUAUCAGUUUGUUGGAGGCAGAUUGUGGGGGCAGAGAAAAGAUUCAUUUCGCUAAUUUUGUGCUUGAUGUUAACAAUGUCAAAGAUAUGGUAGUUUUGGCCAUCCACACUGGAAGAAUAUACUGUAUAAUUGAAGUUGCUCAUGACCUGUGUGCUGAAAGUCCUUUUGAUGGCACCACUGAGGAUGUGGCUGCAGCAGAGCGUAUUACCUUCUCAGAUUAUUACAGCAAAAGGUAUGGGAUUACACUGAGACAUCCAGGGCAGCCUUUGCUGCUUUUGAGGCAAAGUCAUAAUCCACACAACCUUCUUGUGAACUUCAAUGAGGAUGAUACUCUAGGUAAGUCUCCAGAAGGUGGCCUGGUAACCCAAAAAGCACGAGCUCAUGUUCACAUUCCACCGGAGCUUCUCUGCACCCUUGAUGUUCGAAGGGAUGUGUUAAAGUCACUUUACCUGCUUCCGUCUUUGAUGCACCGCCUUGAAUCAUUUAUGCUAGCCAGUCAACUUAGACAAGAGGUGGCUGGCCAAGAUAACAACUACAACAUACCUAGCUCUCUGAUUUUAGAAGCACUUACAACUGUAAGAUGCUGUGAAAAGUUUUCUAUGGAACGUCUUGAGUUGCUUGGAGAUUCCGUCCUCAAGUAUGCUGUAAGUUGUCAUCUCUUUCUCAAAUAUCCAAAGAAGCACGAAGGACAAUUAUCUGCUCAGCGCACAGCGGCGGUGUGUAACUCAACCCUACAUAAAUGUGGAACAGAUCAUAAAAUACAGGAAUAUAUUCGUGACUUUGCAUUUGAGCCCCGCCGGUGGGUCGCUCCGGGACAGAAUUCUAUACAUACUGUUCAUUGUAAAUGUGGGGUGGAAAACCUUGAAGUGCCUUUAGACGAAAAGUUUCAAAGUGAAGAUCCAAAAAUUGUGGUUGGGAAGUUCUGUGACAGACGUCACCGUUGGAUAUGUUCAAAGACUAUUGCAGAUUGUGUUGAAGCUCUGAUAGGUGCAUAUUAUGUGGGUGGUGGACUACUUGCUUCACUUCAUGUGAUGAAGUGGCUUGGAAUUUGUGCUGGUCUUGAACCAUCUUUGGUUGAUGAAGCAAUUACUGUUGCUUCUCUUCACAUAUACUCACCAAAAGAAAAUGAGAUUGCAAGUCUUGAAGCUAAAAUUGGGUAUAAAUUUUCUGUCAAAGGACUCUUGCUAGAGGCAAUCACACAUGCAUCUGAGAAUGAACUUGGGGGUGGCUAUUGUUAUGAGAGGCUUGAGUUUCUUGGCGAUUCGGUAUUGGAUCUGCUUAUCACAUGGCAUCUAUAUCAGAGUCAUACAAGCAUUGAUCCAGGGGAAUUAACUGACUUGCGAGCUGCUUCUGUCAAUAACGAAAACUUUGCUCAAGUUGCAGUCAGACAAAAUCUGCAACAGUAUCUUCUGCAUAGCUCAGAUUUAUUACUUGGCCAAAUAAAUGAUUAUGUCAGGGCGCUCUCUGAAUCAAACAUGACGAAGUCACUUCCAGGCUUUAAAGGACCUAAGGUACUUGGGGAUUUAGUAGAAAGUAUUGCCGGGGCCAUACUAAUUGACACCAAACUUAAUCUUGAUGAAGUGUGGAAAGUUUUCAAGCCUCUAUUAUCUCCCAUUGUCACUCCUGAUAAACUUGAACUGCCUCCAUUACGUGAGCUACUCGAAUUAUCCAGCUCUCUUGGGUAUUUUGUAAAAGAAAAAUGUAAGAUGAAGGGAGAUAUGGUGCAUGCAGAGCUUAGUUUACAGCUUCAAGAUGUCCUGUUGGUUCGAGAGGGAUGGGGCCCAAAUAGGAAAACAGCAAAAGGAGAAGCUGCCUUUCAUUUACUAAAGGAACUUGAGAAGAGGGGAAUUUCACACAGUAAUAGUGGGACCAAGAGAAAAAGAGAUAAUCCUGAUCAUUUCUUCGAUUCUUCUUCUGGGAAGAAGGAAUUUAGUAUUUGCGCUGGUCUACGUGAUGAGCAUGUCUCAGAGCCACUAACGUAUAAGAGGGCCAAGAAGGACAAAACUAAUCUAUCAGCUCCCAAUGACCUUCCAACGGAACUCUCUGAUCCCAAUGAUGCAAUUCCAGUUAUUGCAUCAAUCAAUAUGAAGAAGGGAGGACCCAGGACCACCCUAUUUGAGCUAUGCAAGAGACUACAAUGGCCAAUGCCUACAUUUGACUCAGCGGAACUCAAACAGAGGACUCCAUUUGAAUUUGGUGAAGGUUCAGAAAGAAGAAAAGGAUACAUCUGUUUUGUGUCAAGCAUACAACUGUGCAUACCCAAUUAUGGUAAUAUCGAUUGUAGAGGAGACUCCAGAGCGGAUAAGAAGAGUUCACUUGACUCUGCUGCAUUAGAAAUGCUCUAUGAGCUACAACGACUGGGAAAACUCAAGAUUGGUGAUUUCUAACCGCGGCAACGUUUUAGAGGAAUCAUCCCAAGCACGACGAAAAUAGAGUGGAGAAAAAAUUUUAAUGAAUUCAAUUUAAAAAAAAAUUUAAAGAAGCGAGGUUAAAAGUUUUAACCUUACUACAUUUCAUCAAAAUUUCAUAACACUUCUUUAAUCUUUUUAAAUCA
Molecule: messenger RNA, 5344 nt
Organism: Neltuma alba
Lineage: Eukaryota; Viridiplantae; Streptophyta; Magnoliopsida; Fabales; Fabaceae
Product: endoribonuclease Dicer homolog 3a
Exons: 25
Coding region: 168-5177 (1669 amino acids)
Biological process (GO): siRNA processing
Cellular component (GO): cytoplasm; nucleus
Molecular function (GO): DNA binding; protein binding; RNA binding
Source: RefSeq, a predicted model, not a curated record